AUGAAAGGCUUUUGGGUCGACGCCUCCACAGCCUCCUGUGCUCCGGCGAGGGUCGACGCCUCCACCGCCGCCUGCGUUCUGGUGAGGGCCGACGCCGCCACCUCCUGUGUGGAGGGUCUUACGGGGAGGGAGGUGGUGGUGACCACCCCUGCUGCAGUUUCAGUGCUGGUCUCCAUAUUCGCUGCAGUCCUGGUGGAGGUCCUUCUAACUACACCAGCUGAGCCCUCAACACUGUCUGCAGCUGAGUCCUCGCCGUCUGCAGCUGAGUCCUCGCCGUCUGCAGCUGAGUCCUCGCCGUCUGCAGCUGAAUCCUCCUUGCCGUCUGCAGCUGAAUCCUCCUUGCCGUCUGCAGCUGAAUCCUCCUUGCCGUCUGCAGCUGAAUCCUCCUCGCCGUCUGCAGCUGAGUCCUCCUUGCCAUCUGCAGCUGAGUCCUCCUUGCCAUCUGCAGCUGAGUCCUCCUUGCCAUCUGCAGCUGAAUCCUCCUUGCCAUCUGCAGCUGAGUCCUCCUGGCCGUCUGCAGCUGAGUCCUCCUCGCCGUCUGCAGCUGAGUCCUCCUGGCCGUCUGCAGCUGAGUCCUCCUCGCCGUCUGCAGCUGAGUCCUCCUGGCCGUCUGCAGCUGAGUCCUCCUGGCCGUCUGCAGCUGAGGACUCCUUGCCGUCUGCAGCUGAGUUCCCCACUCCACCUGAACUCUCACCACCCCCUGCAGAGUCUCCAGUGCCAGCCCCUGCAGAGUCUCCUCUGCRGGUCCCUCCAGAGUACCUCCAUGGCUGGGCUCCUGGUCGCCCACCUGAGAUCCGCUUUUUCAGCGGCUGAGCACCGGGCCAUCUCCCUGAGCCCCAUCAUUGUCGCGGCCAAGCUCCAGGUCGCCCGCCAGAGCUCCACCUUCACUGCGGCUGUGCCCAUGGUCACCCACAGAACCCCUUUCCCUGUCUGUGCUGGGUUCCUGGACGCCCACCUGAACUUUUCUGCCCUCCAGGUGUGCCUAGGGCCAUCUUAGUGACUUGUGUUGUUUUUUCCCAGGACUUUUUCCUGUCGGUUUUUGGUUUCGUUUUUUUUUCUUUUUGUUUUUGUGUCCCCUUCAUUGUCUUUUGUCUCAUGCCCUCCAUCCUGUCUUUGUGUUGGUACCCUCCUCCACCCUCCAGUGUCCAUUGUUGUAUCAUCAGGUGAUGAUUCGUAGAAGUGGGGUACGAUGAGGAUUUGUGUUUUCUGUCGUCUUGUGUCUACCUCUCUCUGGUGUACCUCUCUAAGUUCAGUUAGCCGUGGUCACCAUCUUGACUUGGACUGGCUUCAAAGGUUAAUCAAGUGUGGAGGUACAGAAGUGGGCAUCACAUAGUUCCCUCACAGCAUCCAGGUCUGUGGGUCAAGCUCGGGUUGGAUUUGAGGUCUUUCCGUGUGGGGUUUUGCACAUUUUCCACGU
This is a messenger RNA of Austrofundulus limnaeus, 1417 nucleotides long. RefSeq names its product skin secretory protein xP2-like. The transcript is spliced from 3 exons. NCBI's taxonomy places the organism in Eukaryota, Metazoa, Chordata, Actinopteri, Cyprinodontiformes, Rivulidae. Bases 1 to 813 code for a protein of 270 amino acids. The record is from RefSeq and is a predicted model, not a curated record.